Molecule: messenger RNA, 1962 nt
Organism: Cladophialophora carrionii CBS 160.54
Lineage: Eukaryota; Fungi; Ascomycota; Eurotiomycetes; Chaetothyriales; Herpotrichiellaceae
Exons: 2
Coding region: 1-1962 (653 amino acids)
Biological process (GO): transmembrane transport; metal ion transport
Cellular component (GO): membrane
Molecular function (GO): metal ion transmembrane transporter activity
Source: RefSeq, a predicted model, not a curated record
AUGGCGUCGCGAAGGGACUCGCUGCUAUCGGUGCGAUCACCGAAACAAAGAAAAUACUCGACAGACCGACACCAAAGACAGGCUCGACUCUCCAUCGCCAUUGAGGAAGGCCGGUCCCUGCGACCGCCGCUCGCCAAGGACGACGAGGUGUCCAAGUCUUUCCUCAAGGAUGUGUUCUCCCUGCCACAGUCGACCACAUUCACUCAGGCUGACACGUUCCCGUGUCCGCUGGAAGUACACCCGGGGAAGCGCGUUAGGGGGUUCUCCAGCGGCGCGGAAGAUGCGACGGAGCUGGAAUCUCUAGGCUUCAAGAAUCCGUUUGCCGAACCCAACGAAGCGCAGCAACUCGACAUCGAACAGCGCGGAGCCGUCAUACGACGCGCCUACACCGACAUCGAUGCGGAAGAGGCUCAUCUACGCAUUACGCGCUCGGCCUCGAACGCGCGAGUCCGCGCAAAUCGCCCGCUCGAUCGCCUCAGAAGAUGGGUGGGCAUCAAUUCUACCAUCAGACCCGGCGCUUUUACAGGGCUGGAAUAUGCUGCCGGGUUUGCGACCACGUAUGCCACUGCGAUUCUUUCGCAGAAUGCGGCCCUCGUGUACAAGCGAAAGGCCAUGUACGUGCUGGAAUACGAUCUUGGUGAGGACGAUGGUAGACCCCAGGAACUCAUAUGGACCAUGCUGAUCACACGAACCGCAGACGACCAAGGGGUGCUGCUCUGCGGACCGCCGAAGCGAUGCGAAACCGUCGCCAAGCUACGAAAGUACCUGGAAGAGGACAGCAAGCAGGACUCUCUCCUCCGACUGGUCUACGUCUGCAACAACGAGGAAGCGAUCAACUACCUGAGCGGCGCGUUUGGCAUCUCGGGCUCCAGCGCCGAAACCGAGGAACGCAGCUUCCGCGACUGGAUGCAGGACGACCGCGACCUGCGGAGGGCCUCGCACAAAGCUAUCCGGUGGCGGCCAGCCUUCGACAUGGCCAGAGGCGUCAUCUGCACUGCCUUUGGGCUGGAUUUCGGGUCCCUCGUCGUUGGGCCCUCGCCCGCGCAGACGCAGAACCAUAACCACCACCACAAUCACAGCCAGGCCCAGAACCAGAACCGCGUCGGCAAUGCCUCGCUCUACCGCCAACGCAUCGCCGUCUACAUGCAGCGAGCCUUCUCCGGAGCCCUGCCAGGACCGCGCGUGACUCGCUUCAACUCUGGAUCUCGCCACCUGCCCGACAUGGCGAGGAGCGACACCGUCAUCAUCUGUGAGUACUCGUCCGGAGAGGCCGGGGAGAUCGUUAGCGGAAACGUCCUGCUGGGCCUGUACCCCGAGCGCGAACGCGCACCGUCUCGGAAUGCCACCUCGAUCCCAACACUCCAGGCCGUCCUGUCCCAUGUCUUCGACGGCCUGUACCAGCUGUGGCGCGAUCAGAUCGCGCUGAUCCACGAGCCCCACGCCCUCCUAGAAGACCACAUCUACGCACACCCGUCGGAUUCGUCUUGCGCGCCCGACGUGUGGGCCAUGUCCCAGCGACUGCACAACAUGUUGAAACUGGUGAACCGGCACUCCAAGGUCGUCGAGGCCGUGCAGGAUGACUUCGCCAUCUUCUCCGAAGGAGAGCAUGGGUACGAGAGAAACUACGAGGACGCCAUCGGAACCGGUAUUGGCACCGGCACCGGCACCGGCACCUCGACCGGGACGAGUAGCAACAAGUGGCUUACGCCUCUGCUGGACGAUUUCGAGAUGCUCGCCGAGAAUAUCGUCACGGACUAUCUCCAGCCGUUGGAGCAUAUGAUUGACCUAUCCCUCGAACUGAACGCCAGCCUGUGGCGGCUCAGCUGGAUCACAUUCAUCUUCCUGCCCUUGACGUUCCUGGUCGGGGCGUUUGGCAUGAACGUCGACGCCUUUGAACAUUAUCCGAGUUUGAAGUGGUAUUUCGUGGCCGCCGUGCCGUUGGUAUGUACAUUCUCCGACUGA